This is a messenger RNA of Morus notabilis, 1218 nucleotides long. RefSeq lists its product as uncharacterized. The transcript has 5 exons. NCBI's taxonomy places the organism in Eukaryota, Viridiplantae, Streptophyta, Magnoliopsida, Rosales, Moraceae. Bases 224 to 853 code for a protein of 209 amino acids. The record is from RefSeq and is a predicted model, not a curated record.
GAGAGAGAGAGAGGAAAGCUUCUUCUUCUUGUAUCCUCAAUUAUUUGUUCUCCGAAGGAACCAACCUCUCUCUUUUCUUCUUUUUUGUGUAUUUUUUUUCUUGUUUGUUUUCUUUACAUUGAAUUUGAUUCGAAAAAACUUCAAAAUUCUGAUCAAAUUGAUCUGUCGUAGUAAUAAAAUAGUUUGGAGAAUUCUCAGAAAACCCAAAAAGAAAGAAACGAAAAUGGUGUCGGCGAAGAAGGAAAUGGUGGUCUUCUGCUUCGAUACCCUCGUCGCUUACUACAACAGCGAGGAGGCUCCUCCACCGGCCUUCGAUGAUGGUCAACACCCAUUGUUUGUCACUUGGAAAAAAGCUGUGAAUGGUGGGGAGCCUCGUUUGCGUGGAUGUAUUGGAACUCUGGAAGCUCGUUGGUUGAUUAAUGGCUUCAAGGAUUAUGCUCUAAACAGUGCUUUGAGGGAUCGUAGGUUUCCCCCGAUACAACCAAAAGAAUUGCCUUCUUUGGAGUGUACAGUGUCCAUUCUUACUGAUUAUGAAACUGCUAACAACCAUCUUGACUGGGAGGUUGGGAAACAUGGUAUAAUAAUUGAGUUUACUGAUCCUGAUUAUAAUACAAGGCGCAGCGCCACAUAUUUGCCUGAGGUAGCUGCGCAUGAAGGUUGGACAAAAAUCGAGGCAAUCGACUCGUUGAUGCGGAAAGCAGGGUACAACGGGACCAUCACCGAGUCAGUCCGGAAGAGGAUAAGGCUGACCCGUUACCAGAGCACAUUGUACACUAUGCGCUAUAGUGACUAUGUUUCCUACGUCAAGACGACCAGGGGUGCAGCUCCAUCUAUUGUUGGGAGCAAGCCCUGAAAACCAUUGAUUUCGCCAAACCGCUUUCUCCAAGUCCAGAAAGCUAGUUUGGCCUUGAAAAAAGAAAAAAAUAAAAAGAAGAAAAACAUUUAUUUAAAUUAAAAAGAAACAUCUGGGUUGGAAUGGAUUAAUUUCCUAGUUGUUUCAGCCCUUGAAUGCUUUUAGUGAUUGUUGUAACCUGUUCAUAUCAUUCUUCAAAUUCAUUUGAUUUUGAAGAAAAAAACUGAAAACCACAGGCUGAUCAGCUAAAGGUUUCUCUGUCUUGGCUACCACAAGACAUUCAUGUUCUGCAGCUUCUCGGGGAGGCUGUACUAUGUUAAACUUAAUUUCUGAUUCAUGAUUAUCAUGGAUUAUUAAUCUGCCCA